Molecule: messenger RNA, 6737 nt
Organism: Ictalurus furcatus (blue catfish)
Lineage: Eukaryota; Metazoa; Chordata; Actinopteri; Siluriformes; Ictaluridae
Gene: tnfrsf21
Product: tumor necrosis factor receptor superfamily, member 21
Exons: 6
Coding region: 837-2636 (599 amino acids)
Biological process (GO): neuron apoptotic process; adaptive immune response; oligodendrocyte apoptotic process
Molecular function (GO): protein binding
Source: RefSeq, a predicted model, not a curated record
GUAUUGUGAAUAGAAUCAUAAAGCUGGUAUUGUGAAUCGAAUCGUGAAGCUGGUAUUGUGAAUCGAAUCACAAAGCUGGUAUUGUGAAUCGAAUCAUGAAGCCGGUGCCAGGACUGUAUCAUUACACCCCUAAUAUUGCGGAUGGGUUCCCUUUCGAGUCUGUUUCGUGGAUAGAUUUCUUCCUCAUGUCCUCUCAGGGAGUUUUUUCCUUGCUCAUUGUAGGGAUAAAUCGAUAUCUCUAUCCAGACACGGAUAUUCUGUAAAGCUGCUUUGUGACAGUGUUAAAGCGCUGUAUAAAUGCAGUUGAACGGCAGUGUGGACCGGUUCGGUUCGGUUCGGUGUAGUGCGCUGUUGUUGUGAGAUGAGGAGCCGUUUGUAAAUAAAGCGCCGGUUUCCCAAGAGCUCGUGUUGCGUUUCGGUGGUGACGUGUGUCUCCAGAGCCCACCCGCUUUGCGACACUGCACAGCACAACAACACGGAGCCGGGGCGAGACCGAGCCAAGGAGGCACCCGUCGCCCAAAUCCAUCAUCGCUAUGGGAAUUACAGCACCAGCGCAAAGCGAAAGGCUUCUGACGGUUCCCAGCUCGUCCAUCUCCCUCAGACUCAGUAUAAAAAGGGGAAUGGAGUUACUAGCACUUGCCAGAAACUGUCUAGUCAGGAAGCGGUGCAUAAUGCAGAGCUCGUGCUGAUCCUGAGGUGAUCCUCCUUCAUUAGGGAAAGGUCUCUCUCUCUCUCUCUCUCUCUCUGGACCUGGCCAUAUUCUCCUCAGAACUGUUGGAGUCUACGGAGCUAAAACAAGAACAACAAACAAACAAACAAACAAACAAAAGACAACAAUGUCCAUCACUUGGACGCUAACGCUUCUCUAUACUCUGCUUGGUGACAUCUUGGUCCAGGCUUUAACCUCCAGCUCCGGCACAGAGGGCUCUCUAUCCUCCCGUCACUAUCGCCACAUCGACCCUGCCACCGGUAGCCAGCUUAUGUGCGACAAGUGUCCAGCGGGCACGUACGUGUCGUCUCACUGUACCAAUAGCACUGUGCGAGAGUGCACCGAGUGCCCAGGAGGCACAUUCACACGGGGUGAGAACGGUGUUCAGCAGUGCCACCGCUGCCGAAGUCACUGCCAAGCUCCUUUAGUCGAGAAAUCUCCUUGCACAGCUACUACGGACCGCACGUGUGUGUGCCCGCCUGGCACUUCCGCCGAGCACGUGGAGUGCCUCCACCACCCUCUGUGCCUGCCUGGUUGGGGUGUGCGGAAGCAGGGGAGCAAGUUAGAGGACGUGCGCUGCCGCAGAUGUCCGCGUGGCACCUUCUCUAACGUGCCGUCACGUGUGCUGAGGUGCCGAACGCACACCGACUGCCAGGCGCUAGGAAUGCUGCUGUUGCUCGACGGCACCGACAAGACGGACAGUGUGUGUGGAACCUCGUCGCUAGGCCCGGUCUCGUCAUCCUCACGCAGCAGCGACCCUGCACUCGGAGCAGCAGCUGCAGAAUUAACAACUCCACAGACUACCCUAGUCAUGUCGGACAUUCUGACCCCCACAAGCCCCUCGGAUGAAGCAGUAGUCCUGAAUUCUCCCACACCGGAUCCCGUGCCAUCAUGGAAUCUCCUGCCGGCGAAUCAGCGAGCUCUAUCGGAAAAGAAGAACCAGGGUUUGUCCUACAGACCCAUCAGGAGAGGCUCGCCUCGGCCAAGCAUGCACAAGCACUUUGACAUCAACGAGCACCUGCCCUGGAUGAUCGUGCUGCUCCUGUUGCUGUUUCUCGUGGUGAUUGUGGUGUGCAGUGUUAAACGCAGCUCACGGCUGCUAAAGAAAGGGCCCAGGCAGGACCCCAGCAGCAUCAUGGAGAAAGCCAUUCACACCAAGCCCAGCUCUCCUGCCGGGAACAGCAAGGAGAAGUGGAUCUACUACUCCAACUGCCAGGGUGUUGAUAUUCUAAAAUUGGUGGCAGCCCAGAUUGGCAGCCAGUGGAUUGACAUGUACCAAUCCCUGGCUAAUGCUAACGAGCGGGAAGUGGCUGCCUUCUCCAAAGGCUACACCGCUGACCAUGAGCGGGCAUACGCCGCCUUGCAGCACUGGACCAUCUGCGAUAGUGAUGCCAACCUGGCCAAGCUGAUAAACGCCCUCCAUCAUCACCGGCGCAUCGAUGUGGUCGAGAAGAUCCGCGGUGUCAUGGAAGACAACCCUCAGUUUGAUCUGAACCAGUUGACGAUGUCUGUGAAUGUAAGCCAAGGCGCCAGCCCCAGCCAUAAGCCUCUGGAUGCACUGGGAUUGGUAGUGGAGCACUCUCCACUGGACCGCACCAAAGGCUUCUUCCCUGACGAGUCUGAGCCGCUGCUGCGCUGCGACUCCACCUCCAGCAAAGACUCCGCCCUGAGCCGCACAGGCUCUUUCAUUACCAAAGAGAAGAAGGACACAGUUUUGCGGCAGGUGCGCCUCGACCCAUGCGACCUACAGCCCAUUUUCGAUGACAUGCUGCACAUCCUUAACCCAGACGAGCUGCACGUGAUCGAGGAGAUACCUACGGCCGAGGACAAGCUGGAUCGUCUGUUUGAGAUCGCCGGAGUCAAGAGCCAAGAGGCCAGCCAGACGCUGCUCGACUCCGUGUACAGCCACUUGCCUGAUCUCCUAUAGACGCGUCUCUGUUCGUUGCUGCUAACAGACAUCGAAUGAACAAGACGGAGAGCAAGAGAAGGACAGACAAACAACCGUGCACAAUCCGUCACGUCCUUCUGGAAAAGUCACACAAGGGUCGCUAAGCAUAUUAAAAGCCAUGGCUAGCCAAAUGUAGCUUUCGUGCGUUGUCCUCGUUACACUUUGGAGCGUCUUUUUUGUUUGUUUGAUUAUAGUCCUAAAUUCAUAUUGCUGUAACAUUCCAGCAUCUUUACUAGUCAACAAUGUCUGAAACUAAUGCACAUUAAUUGAGUGAUUGACACUUUAGUUAGGCUCAAGCUUAGAUCCUACAGCAUUCUGCCAGAAUGUGCUGCAACCCCAAUUCAGUACAAGUUGGGACAGUAUUGCAUAGCUUUUUUGAAAAUAAUCAUUUACUUAUUUAUAAUUGAUGGAUGCAGCACGUUCCAAAAAAAAGUUGGGACGGGGCGAAUUAGGACUCGUAGUGAUGUGUGAAGUUGAAAUAAGAAGGUGAUGUGAAACAGGUGAGGUGAUCGUAUAAUCAUAGUAUAUAAGGAGCCUCCAAAAAAGACAGAGUCCUUCAAUAGCGAGGACGGGUCGAGGCUCACCGAUCUGCCCACAGAUGCGUCAGUGAAUAAUCCAACACUUUGAGAAGAACAUUCCCCAAAAACACAUCAGUAGGAUUUUGGGCGUUUCACCUUCUAUAGCGCACGAUAUAAUUAAAAUAUUCAAGGAAUCCGGUCAAAUCUCGGUACGUAAAGGGCGAGGCUGAAAACCGCUUCUGAAUGCGCGUGAUCUCCGCUCCCUCAGACGUCACUGUCUUACAAACCGUCACGAGUCUGUAAUGGAGAUCCUGACAUGGGCUCGGGAAUACUUUGGUAAACCUUUGUCAGUCGACACCAUUCGCCGCUGCAUCCACAUUUACUAUGCAAAGCAGAAGUCGUACAUCAACACUGUCCAGAAGCUCCGCCCACUUCUCUGGACUCGGGCUCAUCUGAGAUGGACAGUGGCACAGUGGAAUCGUGUUUUGUGGUCCGACGAGUCGACAUUUCAAAUAGUUUUUGUACAAAACAGCCGUCGUGUUCUCCGGGCCAAAGAGGAAAAGGACCAUCCAAGCUGUUAUCGGCGUCAGGUCCAAACGCCAGCGUCUGUCAUGGUAUGGGGGCGUGUCAGUGCCUAUGGUAUGGGGGCGUGUCAGUGCCCAUGGUAUGGGGGCGUGUCAGUGCCUAUGGUAUGGGGGCGUGUCAGUGCCUAUGGUAUGUGGGCGUGUCAGUGCCCAUGGUAUGGGGGCGUGUCAGUGCCCAUGGUAUGGGGGCGUGUCAGUGCCCAUGGCAUGGGUAACUCACACAUCUGUGAGGGCAGCAUUAAUGCAGAAAGAUAUGUACACAUUUUGGAGCAACAUACGCUUCCGUCCAGAGCAGGACAACGCUAAACCACAUUCCGCCCGGAUUACAAGCGCAUGGUUGCGUAAGCAGAGAGUGCGGGUGCGAGCAUGGCCUGCUGCAGUCCUGACCCGUCUCCCAUUGAGAACGUGUAGCGCAUUAUGAAGCGCAAAAUAAGGCAACGAAGUCCCUGUAGAGUUACACAGCUGAAGAAAUGCAUAAUGGAUGAAUGGGGAAAAUUCCGCUCGCUAAACUUAACCACCUGGUGUCUUCACUCAGCGCCCAAACGCUUAAUAAGUGUUAUUAAAAGAAAAGCUGAUGUUACACAGCGCUAAACAGUCGACUGUCCCAACUUUUUUGGAGUGUGUUGCAGUCAUCACAUUUGAAAUGAGUGUAUAUUUUCAAAAAGAAAUUAAAUUCACAAAGUAAAAUAUCAAAUAAUGUGUUAAUAAUGUGUUUUUGAUAUAGUACAGAGUGAGCUGAAUUUUCUAAUGAGUCUUUUUGUUUUUUUUUCUUUCCAUUUUCCAUACUGUCCCAACAUUUUCAGAAUUGGGGUUGUACCUUAAACCCCGUUUUGUCUCCGCAUUUAUUAUGAAUACUGCGAUUUGUAUAAGAAGGAUUUCCAAUGUGAAUGUAUGGGCAUUGAACAGCAGCUACCGGCUGCCACGUCACAACCUCACGUGACUAAAGUUAUGCACUCUACUUGAAUUGGUCUAUCAACCUGUGGAUACACUUCUCCAGGAAAUGAACCACAAACAUGCUUGAUAGAUUAAUUAAGAAUAGAAGAAGCAACACUUACUCGGCUAACUUGCUGUUUGGAAAGAUCCAGGAGGCCAGUUACACCCUACUGAAUUCUGACUACAGAUAAAAGGAACAGAUAAACACGUACACAUGCACAGUCCCUGAAAACCUGCCAUGUUGUCUGUCUGCGGUCACGCCGGGGGUCUCUACACUGCUACUCCACCGUAACCUUCACGCCUGGUCUGUACACUGUACCACCUGUUAAACUGCAGUAUGUCCAGGGUCUGAGUCAAAGCAUUCAUGGUUAACCCUAACCCCUGAUUCUACACCGUUCUCCCACAAUGCCGCUGCAGCUGCGUAGAACGAGUUGAAUUUAAAGGGUCAUGACUGAAGACUUGGACGUUUUUAAUAUUCUGCUCGAGUUGGUCUCUCGAUGUGUAGAUGUGCCGAUAAACACCAACUGUACGUUGAUCCUUUUAAUCGAGCCCCCAGUUCAGAAGACGCAGAAGCAAUGCUGGGACCUGAAAGUUUAUACGCCCAUAGAAAGUAGUUUUGUUGAUUAUAUUUCAGUACAUAUGUCGUAUGCGGAAUCUUAUCUAUUAAUCUGAAUGAUCAUACCUCCUAACAUCUGAUGACCUGGUGCACAGGGCUACGUGACCUUCAGGUGACUGUCAAGGUGAAGUACGCUUUGUGGAAGUGUUGAAGACUUCCGCUGGAUGAUAAUCAAUGGAUAGAAGCGCGAGCAUAGUAUCAAACGGUGUCAAAAGUACAGUAUGAACAUCAUAUUCCAGUCACAGGUUUAAAACAUGUAACCAGUAUAUUUACAGGUAUGUAAGACAGGAGAUUGAUGACUGACCGAUUAAAAUGAAAACGUUUGUUACUGUAUUGUGUUUUAUUGUGUGUUCUGCGUCAAACCGAAUCCUCAUGCUCACUGAAAACGCUUUGAACCCAGGCAGUGUUCACCCAAGCAGCUGGGUGUCGGAGAAGACCACAGGGGUACGGGUAUGGGUAUCCACCCAAUAACCCUUGGAGACCCACGUUUACAGUACACGUCAGUAAACGGACUGGAGUUACUAGACUUUUUGGCUUGCUCUUUGUCUAUAUUUAUUCCUAUUGUUUAUGGCAGUUAAUAAAAACUCUAUCUCUCGUACGGAAUAGUUUUAGAACUUAAAAUUAAAUAUAACGUAAAACAAAGGUGACCUGAGUAAACACACCAAUUCAGUUUUAUUUAUUUAUUUGCUUGUUUGUUUAUUUUAUUGAAGCAAAAAUGGCCCCUUUAAGCUUAAAAUCAGCAGCAACAACUGCAACCAAACGUGUCCGAUACCUGGAGAUCGGACUUUCACGGCGCUGUGGUGGGAUUCUGUCUCGCUCUACUUCUUACCAGAAGCCAAAAAGAAUGGAGUUUCCACCGUGUUCAGCGUUGACUUUAUUUCCGACGUCACACUCCACAGUCGUGGUGAAUGGCUCAUAUGAACGUAGACAUACAGCGCUUUAAGUGUUUUGUAGUUUUUUGGGUUUUUUUUUUUUUACCUAGCCUACUACAGUAGGUUUAAAUGUUCGGAUUUUAUCGUGGUGCUUGUAUACGGUGUUUUACUAUUCUUUUUUUUUUUUUUUUAGAAUAAUAAAAAAAGCAAGCUCGAGUUGUGCUGAUGUCUGUACCUGUUAACACAGGUGUAGAGGUGUGAAUUGUUUGACCAGCAGGGGGCUCUCACGCCUCCGUUUUCCCAUCAGAUAAACCCAGAGUCACAGAUAGUGUACACACAGAAACCCAACCCAGUCCGGACUCACCUUUAUAACAGACCUGCAGUGAUCCCAAUAAUUCAUUUGUUUACACUGUUGUGUGUACGCGUGUGUACUGGUAGAAAGGGUUAAGGAAGAUGAUUUGUGUUGGACUCCAGUCGCAAUAACAUCGGUUUUUUUUUCUGUAAAAUUUAAUAAAAAUGACUCAUUUUCAUAAAUGCACCAGAUUUUUUGCACCUGU